CGUCCAUGAAAGCAGACCAUUAACGCGUUUUUCACUAUGGCAUCGUCGCAGGUUGCCUCUCCCGUUCUUCCAGCAUCUCGCACAAAGCUCGUCGACGCCGACGUCACGAGUCUUACCACGUUCAAUCCCUUUUCAGAAGAAGAUGAGAAUGAUCAAUCGUCUUAUACUCUAGUUACUUCACUCUUUUCAAAGGUUAAGAACUCCUUUUCUACUCCUCUAUCUGCCGUUACAGCAACACAGACACUUACUGGCAACGCAAAUGGAUCUAUUAUCAAUACGGAACCCAGACGUCCCUCAUACACCCUGAACACUCAAUCUAGCUAUUCCUCGCGAGGUUCGACGAAUGAGCGGCUCAGCCCUCUGGCUCCGAAUCAGUCUAUUCCUGCCCCACCAUUGGUAUCCCUCACACCAGCUCAGUCUGAGCUCCUAGUCCAUAAUGCAGAGUACGACAGACCACCUUCACGAGGAAUGUUCUACUCUCCCGUUUAUGACUCUACCGAUGGCGGGGUAUUUGGAACUACUAUCCCGGGCUUUCCAAUACAGGAUGAUGCACGAAGUGUCAAGACCUCGGCUAGCUUGCAUAGGUCAGGUUCAGUGUCAAAGGUUAUCCGUCGGAUACGGGGCGAAGGUCUAUCGCGGGAUUAUUGGAUGGAUGACGAAAACUGUAAGGAGUGUUACGACUGCAAGAGCGUAUUUACGGCCUGGCGUAGAAAGCACCAUUGUCGUAUAUGCGGACAAAUAUUCUGUUCCCGCUGCGCCUCCAAUAUUAUCAAGGGCUCACGAUUUGGACACGAUGGGAUGGUUCGCGUAUGCAAUCUGUGCUUAGAGAAGCUUGCGAAGGUCGAUGACGACGAUAGACGUUCCGUAGUGUCGUCUGUUAUGUCAUUCCCGGCGCAUCAAGUCGGUGAGACUAUAACCCUUGCCCACCAUCCCCAGUCACCCUUUGCCGCUUCUCAAUUAUUUGGGCGUACCGAUGAGCCCUUUAAUCUUUAUUCCAUUGCGGAGACAAAGAGACGCAUCUCGGGCUCUGACGAGAGUGCGUUUGGUUCUCGACCGAUUACACCGCAGCUUCGAGAGCGCGACGAUGGCAUGUGGGAAUCUCCUGAGGAGACCUCCGCGCCGUUCCGCAGAGGAUUGUCUGAUGAGGAGUCGGAGCAUGAUGUUUUUGAAUCUACUGGUUUUCCCACGUUUCAGUCUCAGACGCCAAUCGAGUUUCCUACGAUGCCCGAUGCAGAGUCCUUGACUAGCUCGAUACAGUUUCCGAUGGGGUCUCCAGAACAUGGUGGUCAGGAUAGUCCGUGGCCAGUAAGCAGGAUGAGGUCGCGAUUAAACUCAUUGACCGCAUCGACACCUUUCAUUCGCAGUCGAGUCCAGAGUAGAUUGGACAGCGUCGGGACUGGCGAGCCUGGCUGGCGUGCUCGAAGGGAGAGCACUGCAUAUGCACAAGAGCUCAACUUAACCUCGAUGCACCACCUAAGAAUCAUGCUCCGGCAAAUGCUUUCCAGCGAGCAGGUUCCCAACAUGAAAGAAUGGGAGGAGACGCUACUCAAACUAGCUCUCCGAAUCGCACGUGAUUUGACAUUUACGUCUCUUCCUCACCGACAGGGUCAAGAUAUGGACGUGAGGCGGUACGUCAAGAUCAAAAAGAUCCCUGGAGGCACCCCACAGGACUCUGAAUAUGUUGAUGGUGCUGUCAUAACCAAAAACGUUGCACACAAACAUAUGUUGCGGUCGCAACGCAAUCCUCGCGUGAUGCUCGUAACGUUUCCUUUGGAAUUUUCACGGAUCGAAGGUCAGUACAUGCACUUCGGGCAAAUUGUGCGUCAGGAAAAAGAGUAUCUGGGCAAUCUAGCGACACGGAUCGCGGCGCUUCGACCUCACGUUGUGCUGGUGGAGAAGUCCGUUUCUCGUCUUGCUUUGGAGGCACUUGCGAGGCAUAACAUCGCAGUCGCUCGCGCUGUGAAGCCGUCGGCGAUUCAGUUGGUGGCGCGUAUGACUCAGGGUGAUGUCUUUUCAUCCAUGGAUAAGUUGGCAUUAGAACCCCGUUUGGGUCACUGUUCGCGGUAUCGUAUACAGACAUACGAUCAUCCGCUAAUACCCGGGCGCCGCAAGUCCUACAUGCGAUUUGAAGGAUGCAAUCAUGACAUGGGCUGCACAAUCAUCUUGCGUGGAGAUGAUAUCAGCACUCUCCGACGAAUCAAGAAAGUCACACGCUUUCUCAUUUUCAUAGUCCGGAACUUAAAGUUGGAGACCCAUCUGUGGAAGGAUUCUGUCAUUACACUUCCUCAACUUAACACCGAGACUGUCCCAUCAUCCCCAAGCACUCGCCUUGCACCCUCAAACUAUUCAGUCGCUUCUUUUCUAACUUUUGGUUCGUCCACGUCCACUCCGCGAGGUGCAACACCGACAGUCGGGCUUAGCUUGCCCAGAACAGAAACAAUGGUUGAAGACAAACAUCCUUUUGAAGACGACGAUCUGCCUGAUGAAGACGCAGAACAGCUCAAACUAUCAAGGCGUAUUGACAAGUCGUUGGAGCCUUACACAACGACAUUCAUAUCAGUGUCUGCCACACUUCGUUUCCCCCCUCCUUUUCCCAUACGACGAAUGAAGGAAUUAGACGUUGAAUUAUCUGCUGUGAAAAGGGCUUGGGAAGACGAGGUGAUCCGAUUGGAGGAGAAACGGGAAGUUAAACAUGAGCAAGAGUCGACGUUAACGUCAAGCAGCACGUUGACCGCGCCUAUCGGUAAUAAUGAAGAGACCGAACAGGACGAUAUUAAAGCACAAAUUGAAGCGCUUCCCACAAUUCCUCUGACCAUGACUCCCAGCGUGCUCACACCUAUGUCUCCUUCCAAAGACCAGGACGGUUACUUUCCUAAUGUUUCAACCUUCGCCUCAGCCGCUGCCAAUCUUGUGGAAGAGCCAAUGGAAGCGCUGAAGACCCCAACUGACAUUGCCUUGGAAAGCCAAUAUAGUUUGGUAAAGUGCAAACAUGAAGAGCAUCGGCGCAUAUGGGAGUGGUACUUGCGGAAGAAUUACGAUGACUUUGUCGUCGAGAAGUAUCAGUGCAUCAGGUUGUUGGAGUAUAUUGUCCCCAUUGCCGAUUUCGGCUUUCAUCGUGCUUGCUUUGCUCCCAAAUUCAGUUAUGUCACAUUCUACGGAGAGAACGAUUGCACACUGGGCCAGUAUGUCGAGGAAUCAGUCACGGAGACGCUCGUUCAGUUCUUAGAUCCCAAAGCGAUAUGCACGGGCAAAGGAUGUGACCAGCCUUUGGCCCGCCACUGUAAAGUCUUUGUUCACAACGAGACCAAGGUAUUUGUUGCUGUUGAACAAUGGGAUGGACAAAUCAUCGGACGGUCGAAUUUCUCGCCUGCCCCGGAGCUCAUAACAACAUGGAGUGCAUGUCGAAUCUGUGGAGCUGCCACUCCCUUCAUACCGGUCUCGGAGGAAAUGCAAAGAUACUCCUUUGCCAAGUUUCUAGAACUUCAUUUCUAUCCUACGGAUGUGAAGUUGGUUCAAGGUGCGGGGUGUCAGCACAACAUAUAUCAGCACCAUGUUCGCUACUUUGCGUGCAAGGGCAUGACUGUACGCUUCCAGGCCGAUCCAGUUACCCUGCAUGAAGUCGUAUACCCUCCCUUCCGCAUUCGUGUCCGACCGGAGACACAGCUUGAGAUAAAGAACAGCGACUUCAAUCGUUUGCACCAUCGUAACUUGUUUUGGUACACAGGCUUGAUAGAUGAUCUCAAACUUAUCAGUAUCGAUGCUGCCACCGGAGACGAGGAUGGUGACGCCAAACUUUUGGCAGAUAUCAACAUGUUGAUCGCCAGGGCAGAGACGGAAAGAGGGGAUAUUAGCAGGCUAAUCAACCACGUAUAUAGAGAGUCAGCGCCUACAGAUACUCUUGCACUCAACCAAGUGCGUUCGUACCGACAGGACAAGAUUGUCGCUUGGCAGCAAGACUUUGAUCGUCUUCCCAAGCCAAGGCCCCCGCCUGCUACGGAUAGGUCUAACCGCAGAGCGUCGGCUUUCGGGUCUGUUCGUGCAAUGUGGCCAAGGCGGUACGAGUUGUCCGGAACGUUUGAUCUGCCUCAUCUUCCUUCUUCGAGUGUGUCGGAGGCGGAGGAGGGACCGCUUAAGAUACGGCGAGUUACUGGUGAUUCUCUCACAUCUUCCGCAUCUGAGGCCUCCGAACCCGAGACUGCCGCGGAACUGGUCGAGACAGUAGAUCAGCCAUGCACAGACGCUCAGCAUAACCAGGACACUUUUCCGAUGGACACUACAUGUACUGUUCCUCGAGCUUCUGAAGACAAGCACAAGUCCGAUCCCGAUUCUGACUCUACCAUUGGUGCAGCAAGAGAUGAUGCCAUUUCUCCUGAAUCUUCCAUACCUCAAGCGGGAGAGUCUCGUGCACAACGCAUGUCAAGACUACCUCGGCGACCAGCCCGCCAUCCCAGUGUUGCAGAGUUGGUCAAGAAAUAUCAAGAUUACCUGCCACCUCAGGGCAUACAGGACUUGACAAAAACUGCACUUGCACCUCGCAUCGUUGUUUCCGAAAGUGAUCAAGAGUAUACUGUCCCUGUUGUCCCUCGUAGCGUCACUCGUGCAAAAAGUAGACAUCGCCCGCUUGCAAAGAAACCCUCUACGUCUGACUUUGAACAGAGCUAUGCAGCAAAUAUUGCGCCCCGUUAUCUUACUCACACAAGAAGGUCGCUUGGUCAAGGGUUUCAAGGCACUCGCAUACCCGGACCGGUUUAUCAGGAGUCUCGUGAUUCUUCCCGACGACCUUCACCGGAAAAACGUUCUGUAAGCGGUAGAGGCAAGGAACUGAAGCUGCACCGUCCCUCGUCACCUUCUAACCUCAAAGUACUAUCACCUGCAUCUCUCGGACUGAAAAGCGGGCGGUCAAGACUAUUAAACCGGUCGAAAGAUAAGACUCCAGUACGAUCGGCACCAAGCACUGGGACCAAGUCCACGUUUCGUAGACCGGUGGGGACUCCGGGAGGAAAGGUUUCCAACAUUGCUAAGCAUUUUGAGCGUUUGGGUCGUGAUGCUGAGCGCUCAAAAAGCCGUUACAAUGUUAUUCGAGGACGGCGUGCUCGGCCUGUUGGUUCGGCACGGGCCCGUGUCGAGGUACUGGACAGUGUGAAAGACGCUAUUAAUGACGAGUCUGAAAGUUCAGAUUCCAGUAGUGAAGCUGAUGACGAAGGGGACGGCAAUGAAGAACCGUCUGUUGCGGAGCUCAUAAACCAAACCGAAACACCCGGCGAUGAAUCACCCAGGGAAAUCGUAGCCCUUCAGACUGCGCCUCUAGCCUCCACUGCUUUCCCCGCUGAUUCAUCAGAUACUAGCGGGAAAAGUCUGGAUGACCAAACGAAACAUGCUCCUCCAGGGCCUAUUUCCCUUCCACCUUCACCGUUCUUGUCAUCAGCGAAAAUGGACCACAAUAUGUCGUUGACUCCGCCACAGUCAGACAUUGAAAUGGGAGCAGGUACAGAGCGCAAUUCCAUUCUCAAAGCAUUGUCAGGAUUUUGGCUUCAGCCUCCGCCGGCAUCUCGUAGUGCUUUUGAGGGGGACGAUCCUAUGAGUGAUCCAGAGCACAUAUUUCGGGAUUCUUCCAUGGUUGUCCGCACUGAUGAGCCGACGUCUAUCAUUGCGUUAGCCUUGAACUCACCUCAAUAUCGUGAAAUGCUUACCAAAUCGCGUGUUGAGAAGCGUACAGCUCGCGAGCCUCGUUUGACGGACGGCGAAGCUUUUAUGCCUGAUGAUCAUUCCGUUGCCGAGUCGACUUCAACGUGGGGUGUUGUUAAUGUGGACGCCUCCGAAUUGGCCGAUCCUACCGAAGACCUCAAAGUACCCUCAUCUAAACUACCUUGGGCAAUUUCUUUCGAGAGUGGUGGCUUGACCAUCAGCUGCACUAUGCUUUAUCCGGAACAAUUUGACGCUCUGCGUCGUACAUACGACUGUGAAAGGAGCAUGGUUGAGUCAUUAGCACGAUGUGUCAAGUGGGAUGCCAGUGGCGGAAAAUCGGGAUCAGCAUUCCUGAAAACUCGAGAUGAUCGGUUUAUUGCAAAAGAACUGUCUAGACCUGAGUUACAAACUAUGGAAACGUUCGCACCUGCUUACUUCGACUACAUGUCUUCUGCUGUAUCCGCUGAUCGUCCGACCCUUCUCGCCAAAGUCUUUGGCUGUUAUAAGCUUACUUUCAGGAAGACCAAUGAUAAAGGUCCUGGGAAAAUCAAGUCAACGCAAAUGAACCUCCUGGUGAUGGAAAAUUUGUUUUAUGACCGUCGAUUCUCAAAGAUAUAUGAUCUGAAAGGCUCCACUCGAAAUCGUCACGUCCAGUCCACCGGUAGAGAAAACGAAGUCCUUCUUGAUGAGAAUUUAGUUCAAACUGCUCAUUUGACCCCAUUUUAUCUGCGCGAGCAUUCAAAGAGAAUUCUGCGGGGCGCUCUCUACAAUGAUAGCAAAUUCUUAGCCGACAUCAACGUCAUGGAUUAUUCUUUAGUGUGCGGUGUUGACAGUCAGAACAACGAACUAGUCGUAGGCAUAGUCGAUUAUAUUCGAACCUAUACUUGGGACAAGAAGCUAGAAAGUUGGGUUAAGGAAUCGGCCUUUCUUGGCGGAGCAGGUCGGGGCGAACCUACCAUCGUUACUCCUAAACAGUAUCGACAGCGAUUCAUCGGCGCGAUGGAUCGUUACUUUCCUCUGAUUCCUGAUCGUUGGAUGAAGCAAAAUGACACUCCAGAGGAGGAUUGCAAUAACAGCUUGGUAGAGCUGUGGCCUGACUGGUAAAAAUGAUACCUAAUGUAUUUCCUUCCUCUGAACGCUAUACCUUUGAUCAUUGAUACCCUCUGACCUCAACUUAGAUGUAGGCCAUUCAUCUGCGUUUCUAUAGUUUCAAUGUAUGUGAAUGGUGCAAUUGAUCUAAAUCAGCUCUAGCAUGCCAGACAGUACGAUACACAUAAUCCUGUAAUAAUACAAUCUAACUGAGCUUAGUUUUCUU
Messenger RNA from Guyanagaster necrorhizus, 7000 nucleotides. RefSeq lists its product as uncharacterized. The transcript has 14 exons. Gene Ontology annotation, molecular function: 1-phosphatidylinositol-3-phosphate 5-kinase activity; ATP binding; metal ion binding. The record is from RefSeq and is a predicted model, not a curated record. Gene Ontology annotation, biological process: phosphatidylinositol phosphate biosynthetic process. NCBI's taxonomy places the organism in Eukaryota, Fungi, Basidiomycota, Agaricomycetes, Agaricales, Physalacriaceae. Bases 37 to 6789 code for a protein of 2250 amino acids. Gene Ontology annotation, cellular component: endosome membrane; fungal-type vacuole membrane.